GUAGUAAUUUUUUUUUCCCCCGCGAUGGCAGGCACCUUGUCGUUGGUGCGGGGGCUUAGUCGAAUCAUUAAUCAGACCUUAUCAGCGGGUGGUAGUGUAAUCGUCUCUUUACCUCCGAGUACUGGGCGAGUGCACUCCAUUCCUCUGGUUCGGGCUGCUUUUGAACGAUGACCAAGAACUGCCGACCCCCUAAUCCAGGGUGUAAAGCGACACCGUGCCUAUUGGAGGGUUUGCAGCCAGGGGGUUUACCACAUCGGCUGUAUUAUAACGGCGCCUUCCUGACACCGGGCCGCCUCAGGGAGUAACUGUGGCCUUGCUGCGGCAUGGGGCGCUGCCGUGGUGUACCGUUUGAAUUCCCCUUUAUAUUACAUAGACCACUGCGUCCGCCCCGUCGGGCAGGUGGUCGUACGAACAAGAUGAAGACAACUAAAUAUUCAAAUUAUAAUUCAAACCAACAAGUUUUAACACAACUAUUAGGUCAGUUGAUAAGGUCUGGCGACUCGUCAAAUGGCUAUGGAGGAGGAGUGGGAAGACAGAGGAGUAACAUCAGGCGCUCAGCUGCCAGAAAUGCUAGGCGCCGACUUGCAGCUAGACCACAGGCUAGUGUAGCAGCAAGAAGACCAACGAAUAGUUCCAGUUCGAAGCCAGGUGGUGCGUCGCAAGAAGCAAAGACUACACCGCAAAAGAGAAAUGCCACAGAAAGCAGCGGCGCACCUGAAAAGAAAAAAGCAGCUUUGGAUGAAACGGCAAAAGGUGGUGAUGAGAGUAAAACAUCCGCAGAUGAUCCUUACUUGAAGGGCUUGUGUGAGGAUGGAGUGCGAUGGUACCUGCGCUUCUUGAAGGAGGGUCUUGAUCCUAAAGCCGCUUGCAAAAAAGCUUGGGAACAGAGAACCGAACCCGUUGAGUUUGAGCCGCAGUGGGGUAAAGAGUUUUUGGUGAGGGAAGUUGAAGAAGAGCCUAAAAACCACAAGCAACGACAAAGACGGCGAGGAUUAAAAAAGCCUGAAAUCAAUGAAGAUUAUCGAAUUGCUGUGCAUCCAAAAGACUUCCCAGAUCAAAUGCUUGAUUUGCCAUCGCUAGCACGGCUGGAAGAGGCUAUCUCAGCGGAAAUCGCAAAAGGUGCAGAUGCAAAGAUCCAAUUCGGAUAUUCUUAUCUGCGGCCAGGUGCAUUAAUUCUCGACUGUGUAAAUGAAGAAACGGUCAAUUGGCUGAAAGAUAUUGUUAACAAGCUGCCAGAGUGGGCAGGGCCUGAUUUGAUCGCAAGUCAAGAACGUGUAAUUCCAGACGCUUACGUCUUGACGGUCGCAUUACCGAAGAGCCUUGGCCAAGAAUUCGAGCGCACAUUGGCCUUGAUUGCGGCACAAAAUGAAGAUUUAAAUACUGAAGUGUGGAAAUUUGUGAAUGAACGCGAAGAGAAUGAAAAACAAGUGGUAACGAUACGUGUAGAUAAGGAUUCAUUCAAUACGAUGAAGAGAAACGAAUGGAAGUUAUACUACAGAUUCGACAAAGUCAGCGUACAUUUCCACCGCUACUUAAGAUAUGGCAAACAACCUACAUUAUGGAUAACUAAUCCCAGCUGUCACAAACAAAAUCAGGUGAAACCACCUGGUCCAGCUAAUGCAAAAUAAAUAAAAAACAGUUCAACGCUUUCCUAGUGUCAUUCGGUUAAUUGGUUGAUGUCUGUAUUCAGAAAGAUGCUACACAUUUAAAACUUAUACAACAACAGCUCCGAUGGAUAUAUAUGAGAGUUGCGGGAGAUUGCAAACAAGAACUUUAAGAUGUGUUCGUUGUUGGCGUUUAUAGUUCAACAAAGACGACGACGACGACAGCACCUGUUCCGGCAACUUGGGUAUAUGAUCACCACUCGGAUGAUAGCCAUUGGCAUCAGCCACGUAUGUCAACGUGAUGGGAAUACCUUCAAGUGAAAUAUAUUGCACCACGCCGCUGUGACCGUGCUCAUUUCCCGCUGCUUUUGUAGUUAUGCCGUUGGAUGUUUGAAACUCGUAAUGAAAGUCGCCACGUGUAUUUGGCGCCCGAUUUGUGUAGUAAAUAGUGUGCGCAUCACGAUCAAUUGAUCUAAUGGCCGCUUUUGCAGGCUGGAAUUGUGUAAAAAUACCACAACAGAACACACAGCACACCAGGAAAUGCAGUAGCUGUUAGUUUGAGACAAUAGGGAGGGGAAACAACAACAUAUUAAUUAAUAUCCACAUAUACUGUUAGAGAAUAAAAUUAUAACACCAACCAUCGAUUGGAAUUGCAAUCCAACGCCGUAUCGAAUUUUACGUGUCACCCGCAUUGUAAACCACAUUCCCAUUUGAUUAAAUGUAGCGUCGAAUGACAGUAGGAAUGAAGCCGCCGUUUUUUUAUUUGAGCACCACCGAAAGUCAAUUCGCAGAAACCUUUAUUUAUUCCAGUACGCACAUGCACACACACGCGAAGUCGAUAGCACAGCUAAUCUACAUCAACCGCACCCGUAACGAAAUGAAAAGCGAUUUUGGCGCUGGGAAGCUUUUAUAGAUGUAUGUGCAGGCAUGCAAAUUAAUUUGGCAAACAAUUUUUUUGGACGUUAAUUAGUUUAUGGCGAGAAUUGGCGUAUUCCACGGCAAGUUGUUUAUGUCAAUUCAAGCAUUUGAUGUGACGUGUGACGCCUGCGCUUGGGAAGCAUCUGAAACAAGUGAGAGAGUGAGUGAACCAGUGAAGAGUGUAGCACACACUGCAACGAGAUCGCUGUUAUAAAUCUUGCUCAGUACGUGUGCGGAAUGUGUGUGUCAUAGCUCGGAAUGAUGAGUGUGUGACACUUCUCGAGUGCAAUACUUAAUUAAUUAAAACUGAACCGGAUGGUGUGAUAUGGUGUUGUCAAUUGGCUGCUACAUGAAAUCAUAAAAUUUCAUACACUGAAACUCAUAGAAUUUCCAACAUUUUUAAGUUUGUAAUGCGAUUGUCCUGUAGCGAAACUAUUUACAUAUAUCAGUAAAUAAAAUCUUCAUUUGUGUACCGAUAUGGUAGCCUCUUAAA
Rhagoletis zephyria (snowberry fruit fly) is the source of this 3015-nucleotide messenger RNA. RefSeq lists its product as uncharacterized. The record is from RefSeq and is a predicted model, not a curated record. NCBI's taxonomy places the organism in Eukaryota, Metazoa, Arthropoda, Insecta, Diptera, Tephritidae.